Messenger RNA from Coregonus sp. 'balchen', 9867 nucleotides. NCBI's taxonomy places the organism in Eukaryota, Metazoa, Chordata, Actinopteri, Salmoniformes, Salmonidae. The record is from the annotation of a GenBank genome assembly.
UCUGUCGAACUCUCCCAGGUACACGCCCUUUGACUUGUCAGGGAAAAAAGUUUAAGAAAAAACUAAAUCACGGAAGAGAUUAUUUAGCCCUAGUUUGGCAAGUUUCUUUUGUGGUCUCAAAGCAGCGGAGAUAGACGGAAAAGUAACACAAAGUUGGCCACAUUUGAACUGUUCGCUUGUCCUGUAGGAAGUAUAUGGUGAGUUAUAUAUUUUGUUCAUACUUUAUUGAAAAAGUUUUGCACUGUAAAUUUGCUUAACUCAUAACGCGUAUGCCACGUUUUAGAUACACCCUUGCAGGAUCUGUCUAUACGCUCUUGGACAGUGCCAAUGACGACGCUGUUGGAGACUCCAAGAGACUCCAGGUUUUUUUACGUAGCAAGUAGCGGAUAACGUUUGAUUUCAAAGGGGGGAAAACUAUUUAACUACAUGUUAGUGCAUUAUUUAUCAUAAACGCAUAGCUAUUCUUGAUCAGUCAUAGCGUGUGCACAGUCAACCAAAAAAUACCUGAGAUAAGGCCUCUUUUGUAAACGGAUAUAUCAGCUGAUAUCUAGCCUACCAUGAGCCAUAUGAGCCUGUUUGGUUUGUACAACUGGCCUAAAAUGUAUGGACUAUCCAAACAACAUAUGACCUAUGCGUAAACCUACACUGUAAAGGAGUUACCGUGAUUUUGACAGUAGCUUACAGGAAGCUCGGUGGCAAGUACAAUUCUGUAUUUCAUAUUACAGUACACCCACUGUAAUGUAAAUAUAGUAUCAAACCAACCACUGUGUAAUGACACACAGUAAAACAAAAUGGAUGGAUGGAUGGAUGGAUGAAAUUCGUUGAGGGGAAGGGUUUGUAUUUCACAAUAUUUUACUGUAAUUACAAGAGAUUGGUGCAAGCAGGUUGGCUGCUAGGUAAAGGGUUUACGAACAUUGCAGCAUAUUAAUGAAUAUUUUGUUUAUUUCACUUUCACUUUCUAGAGGCCUUAGCUUAGGCUUGCAAACUGGCAGUGACUACUGGGCAAAACAGACCAAAAGGACAUGGCAAAAUGCUUAACUAUUUAAGGUUUAAGACUUGCUACCACUCGAAUCUGUCCCCUAUACAUUUUAAAAUGAUGGGGCACUAUAACCACAUAGGACUUAAAUUGGUACAGCAUUCUCAUUCACUGGUGUAACAAAUAUAGCCUCUUGCAAGGCACGCCUCAAAAUAUGGUAAUGAGACAGAAGCAACAAUACCAUGCACCCACUAAUGGUCAAAAGGUUUUUUGCACUCCAAACAUAUGGUACGGUACUGUAUUCUGUGGGGUGGAAUUACAGUACCAUUCGAAAUGCAGCAAUUAUUUCCCCGCCCACAACAUUUUCCCACAAUGCACCAUAAUUUACAGUAUGCUGCAGUAAAACGUUUCAGAUUAUUUUACUGUUGAUAAUACAAAAUAUUACUGCAAAAUGUACCGUUUUCCAUUACAGUGUAUGUGUAAGGGUGAUACUAUGCAUUGCGACUUUAUAAUCUGUCAUAGCCUACAUACUACAACCUAUUUCCUAUAAGAUCUCCAACAAUGAUAAAUGUCCGAAAGUAAAACCUGUGUAAACAACCAGAGCUCAAGGCACUCUUCAAUUGGCUCAUAAUUCUCAUUCUUAAAUUAGUGCACCAUUGAUGUUCAGCAGUUUUUUUGUAAACCUAUGUGAUAAAUUAGAGAGGCACUGCAAGCCUGUUCGGUGCAGUAUAUAGCCACAACCUAACUUGUUCCUCUCUUAAUAUUUCAUUCCACACGAGCGGUAGUAUUGCCAUUACUCAGAGCACGUACUGUAUCACAUUCGCCCAUUUGGAAACACAACCCUCAAUCUCCUUUGGGCUCUGAAGUGAAACGGGAAACCUCUGGGUGUCUAUAUUGAAUUAUUUGCAGAGUCGUUUUUUUGCCUUUUUCUCCCAAUAAUAGGGAUUUGUUUAUGUGUGUCGGAACUGAGGCGGGGUCAGAGCUGUCCUUGUGAUGUUGGCUAAGUAAUAGAAGCCCUGUGUUCAUUAGUCAGAUUUAGGGAGUGAUGUGGCUCGACACAUGCUGUCUGGCGGCCGUUUGGAGAUGAGGUCUACUGUCACUGACCCUGACCGCAAGAAGGCAAAACCAGGUUGCAGCCAGGCCACCAAGUAAAUAAUACUUGUACGAAUAGGACAGAAAUGGAUAUGCAAGAAUCGUGACUGUACCAAUACUGUACCAAUUUAACUAUGUGGUUAUAUGUGGUUACAUCAAUUUGUACAGUGCCUUCAGGAAGUAGUCACACCCCUUGACUUUUUCCACAUUUUGUUGUGUUACAGCCUGAAUUUAAAAUGGAUUAAAUAGAUAUAUUUUUUUAUCACUGGCGUACACAAUUUUUUUCCCUGAAAUAUAUUAGAAAUUAUAAAGCUGAAAUGUCUUGAUUUAAUAAGGAUUCAACCCUCCGUGUAUGUCAAUGAUGUCGCUCUUGCUGCUGGUGACUCUCAGAUCCACCUCUACGCAGACGACACCAUUUUGUAUACAUCUGGCCCUUCAUUGGACACUGUGUUAACAAACCUCCAAACGAGCUUCAAUGCUAUACAACACUCCUUCCGUAGCCUCCAACUGCUCUUAAACACUAGUAAAACUAAAGGCAUGCUCUUCAAUCCUGCCCACCCAACUAGAAUCACUACUCUCGACGGGUCUGACCUAGAGUAUGUGGACAACUACAAACACCUAGGUGUCUGGUUAGACUGUAAACUCUCCUUCCAGACUCACAUUAAGCAUCUCCAAUCCAAAGUUAAAUCUAGAAUCGGCUUCCUAUUUCGCAAUAAAGCCUCCUUCACUCAUGCUGCCAAACAUGCCCUCGUAAAACUGACUAUCCUACCGAUCCUUGACUUCGGCGAUGUCAUUUACAAAAUAGCCUCCAACACUCUACUCAGCAAAUUGGAUGUAGUCUAUCACAGUGCCAUCCGUCUUGUCACCAAAGCCCCAUAUACUACCCACCACUGUGACCUGUACGCUCUUGUUGGCUGGUCCUCACUACAUAUUCGUCGCCAAACCCACUGGCUCCAGGCCAUCUAUAAAUCACUGCUAGGCAAAUCCCCGCCUUAUCUUAGCUCAUUGGUCACCAUAGCAACACCCACCCGUAGUAUGCGCUCCAGCAGGUAUAUCUCACUGGUCAUCCCCAAAGCCAACACCUCCUUUGGCCGCCAUUCCUUCCAGUUCUCUGCUCUGUUGCCAAUGACUGGAACGAACUACAAAAAUCUCUGAAGCUGACGUCUCUUAUCUCCCUCACUAACUUUAAGCAUCAGUUGUCAGAGCACCUUACCGAUCACUGCACCUGUACACAGCCCAUCUGAAAUUAGCCCACCCAACUACCUCAUCCCCAUAUUGUUAUUUAUUUUGCUCAUUUGCACCCCAGUAUCUCUAUUUGCACAUCAUCUCUAUCAUUCCACUGUUAAUACUAAUUGUAAUUAUUUUGCACUAUGGCCUAGUUAUUGCCUUACCUCCAUAACUUGCUACAUUUGCACACACUCUAUAUAUAUUUUCUGUUGUAUUUUUGACAUUACGUUUUGUUUUACCCCAUAUGUAACUCUGUGUUGUUGUUUUUUUCGCACUGCUUUGCUUUAUCUUCGCCAGGUCGCAGUUGUAAAUGAGAACUUGUUCUCAACUGGCUUACCUGGAUAACUAAAGGUUAAAUAAAUAAAUAAAUACAAUUUUGUUAUGGCAAGCCUUGUGGUGAGUGAUUUUGAACGGAGUCAGGCGCAGGAGGGUAAAUCACAGAAUGAAAGGGUUUAUUCCGAAAAGCACAGCGGUACGCAGCAAUGCGUCAAACACUCCAGAGCGUAAAUCAGGCGCACAGGGAAACAACAAUGCACACGGGUGAAAUAUCCCGGCGAUACAAAAUACAAGGAGCUCCACCGAAUAAACAAUUACACACAAAGACAAGGGGGCAGAGGGAACACUUAUACAAGUACUGAUGAGGGGAUGAGAACCAGCUGUGUGUAAUAAACAAGACAAAACAAAUGGAAUGAUGAGAUGAGGCUAGAAGGCCGGUGACGACGAACGCCGAAGCCUGCCCGAACAAGGAGAGGAGGCAGUUUUGGAGGAAGUCGCGACAAGCCUAAAGAAGUUCAGGAGUAAAAAUGUGCUUAACAAGUCACAUAAUAAGUUGCAGGGACUCACUCUCUGUGCAAUAAUAGUGUUUAACAUGAUUUUUGAAUGACUGCCUCAUCUCUGUACCCCACACAUACAAUUAUCUGUAAGGUCCCUCAAUCGAGCAGUGAAUUUCAAACAAAGAUUCAACCACAAAGACCAGGGAGGUUUUCCAAUGCCUCGCAAAGAAGGACACCUAUUGGUGGAAGGGUAAAAAAUAUAUAUAUAUAUAUAUUGAAUUUAUCUUGGCAUGGUGAAGUUAUUAAUUACACUUUGGAUGGUAUAUCAAUACACCCAGUCACCACAAAGAUACAGGCGUCCUUCUUAACUCAGUUGCCGGAGAGGAAGGAAACCAUUCAGGGAUUUCACCAUUAGGCCAAUGGUGACUUUAAACAGUUACAUAGUUUAAUGGCUGUGAUAGGACAAAACUGAGGAUGGAUCAACAACAUUGUAGUUACUAUGCUUGUAAUCAUUAACGAGGGGGGGGGGGGGUUCUCAGGAUAAAAAAAUUACUGGAAUGGAGCUAAGCACAGGCAAAAUCCUAGAGGAAAACCUGGUUCAGUCUGCUUUCCACCAGACACUGGGAGCAAGACAAUAACCUAAAACACCUGAAAAUGGUUGUUUAGUAAUGAUCAACAACCAAUUUGACAGAAUAAUUUUUUAAAGAAUAAUGGGCAAAUGUUGCACAAUCCAGGUGUGGAAAGCUCAUAGAGACUUACCCAGAAAGACCCACAGCUAUAAUCGCUGCCAAAGGUGAUUCUAACAUGUAUUGACUCAGGUGGUUGAUUACUUAUCUAAUCAAGAUAUAUUAGUGUUUUAUUUUUCAUAAAUGUUUAACAAAUGUUAGAAUUUUUCUUUCACUUUGACAUUACAGAGUAUUUUGUGUAGCCCGUUGACAAAAAAUGACAAUUCAAUCCAUUUUAAUUCCACUUAGUAACACAACAAUAUGGUUGAGCAUUUUGCCAUGUACUUUUGGUCUGUUUUGUCCUGUAGUCGCUGCAGUUUGGAAGCCUUUGUUAAAGCCUCUAGAAGUGCAAGUGAUAUAAAACACCAAAUAUACAAUAAUAUACUGUAUUUGUAAACACUUUACCUAGGAGCUAACCUGCUAGCAACAAUCCCUUGUAUUUACAGUAAAAUACUGUGAAAUACAAACCCUUCCCCUCAAUGAAUUUAAUUAAUUAAUUCAUCCAUUCAUUGAUUCCGAUUAUGGUAGCAUAUACUUUUUUACAGUAUAAUACAGUGAAUUUUACGUAUUGUACUGUGUGACAUUACACAGUACUUGCUUUGAUACCGUAUUUUUUUACAGUAGGUGUACUGUACUAUGAAAUACAGAAUUGUACUUGCCACCGAGCUGCCUCGAAGCUACUGUCAAAUUCACAGUAACCUCUUUACAGUGUAUGCUUUUUCUUGGCGAACGUGUGUGUGUACUUUGUGCUACAUUUAAAUACUAAAGUUGACAAACGAGUGAGGUUGGUUCAUUAAACGUGCAAACAUCUCCCUUCACCGCUUUGGGGCAAACUAGCUUGGCCUGUAAAUUCCUAUCCUGUUUAAGUGAUCUCCUCUGACAGAAAUGAAUGGAAUUCCUGCAUGGAUAUGUCACUCACUGUCAUGCAUUGUAUUUUGUGCUCAGUGUGAGGGCCAUCUUACACAUACAGCUGUCUAUUGUGAGUAAUAGGACACAUAUCACGCAUAUCUCAUUCAAUCAGUCCAACACUCAUGGGCUGUAUUACACACAUACAACCUGAUUACUCACAUAUAAAGACGCAUACAGCACAAACUAACACGCACAUGCAUGCACACACGCACACACGCACACAUGCUAACAUAUUCACUAUGUCAAAUGUCUUUCAAAAUCUUGAAAUUAAUUUUUGUAAUCACAUGAGAGUGCAUAAGGGCGUGAGGAGGCAACAGAGAAAGAGAUCGAGAGACAGAGAAAGAGAGAGAGACAUACAGUUCCAGUCAAAACUUUGGACACACAUACUCAUUCCAGGGGUUUUCUUUAUUUUUACUAUUUUCUACAUUGUAAAAUAAUAGUGAAGACAUCAAAACUAUGAAAUAACACAUAUGGAAUCAUGCAGUAACCAAAAAAGUGUUAAACAAAUCAAAAUAUAUUUUAGUAGCCACCCUUUGCCUUGAUGACAGCUUUGCACACUCUUGGCAUUCUCUCAACCAGCUUCAUGAGGUAGUCACCUGGAAUGCAUUUCGAUUAACAGGUGUGCCUUGUUAAUGCGUUUGAGCCAAUCAGUUGUGUUGUGACAAGGUAGGGUUGGUAUACAGAAGAUAGCCCUAUUUGGUAAAAGACCAAGUCCAUCAUUACUUUAAGACAUGAAGGGCAGUCGAGAACUUUGAAAGUUUCUUCAAGUGCAGCCGCAAAAACCAUCAAGCGCUUUGAUGAAACUGGCUCUCAUGAGGACCGCCACAGGAAGGAAGACCCAGAAUUACCUCUGCUGCAGAGGAUAAGUUCAUUAGAGUUAACUGCACCUCAGAUUGCAGCCCAAAUAAAUGCUUCACAAAGUUCAAGUAACAGACACAUCUCAACAUCAACUGUUCAGAGGAGUCUGCGUGAAUCAGGCCUUCAUGGUCGAAUUGCUGCAAUGAAACCACUACUAAAGGACACCAAUAAGAAUAAGAGACUUGCUUGGGCCAAGAAACACGAGCAGUGGACAUUAGACCGGUGGAAAUGUGUCCUUUGGUCUGAUGAGUCCAAAUUUGAGAUUUUUGGUUCCAACCGCCGUGUCUUUGUUAGACGCAGAGUAGGUGAACGGAUGAUCUCAGCAGUGGUGGUUCCCACCGUGAAGCAUGGAGGAGGAGGUGUUAUGGUGUGGGGGUGCUUUGCUGGUGACACUGUCAGUGAUUUAUUUAGAAUUCAAGGCACACUUAACCAGCAUGGCUACCACAGCAUUCUGCAGCGAUAUGCCAUCCCAUCUGGUUUGCGCUUAGUGGGACUAUCAUUUGUUUUUCAACAGGACAAUGACCCAAAACACACCUCCAGGCUGUGUAAGGGCUAUUUUACCAAGAAGGAGAGUGAUGGAGUGCUGUAUCAGAUGACCUGGCCUCCACAAUCACCCGAUCUCAACCCAGUUGAGAUGGUUUGGGAUGAGUUGGACCGCAGAGUGAAGGAAAAGCAGCCAACAAGUGCUCAGCAAAUGUGGGAACUCCUUCAAGACUGUUGGAAAAGCAUUCCUCAUGAUGCUGGUUGAGAGAAUGCCAAGAGUGUGCAAAGCUGUCAUCAAGGCAAAGGGUGGCUACUUUUAGGAAUCUAAAAUCUAAAAUAUAUUUUGAUAUAUUUAACACUUUUUGGGUUACUACAUGAUUCCAUAUUUGUUAUUUCAUAGUUUUGAUGUCUUCACUAUUAUUCUACAAUGUAGAAAAUAGUAUAAAAUAAGGAAAACUCUUGAAUGAGUAGGUGUGUCCAAACAUUUGACUGGUACUGUAUAAAGAAGGAGAGAGAGAUAGAGAAAGAUAGAGAGCAGACAGGUGGCAGGUAAUCCCUGAGGUAAUCUGAAACCGUGGCCCUAUGGUGGCUUCAGUAGAUCAGAUGACCUAUCAAAGAUCAGAACUUCCAUUGUACAUCACCGCUUGUCUCUCAGUCAGACUCUCUCUCACCCUUAGUUUAUCGCACAUCACCUGUCCAUCUCCUACCUACCCUAUUCUACCAAGGAGUUCAAGGCUCAACACCUGAAACCACAAGCCUUUGUGCAUCUCAAGGACAUCCACUGUUUCUUUUUCCACUGUGGUGGUCUAUCUUUGUCUACUUAAAUUAAAUUGUAGAUUGUCACAGAAAUAAUUUUGUCAAAUGUGCAUUGCCUGUGUCACUCAAUCAAUAUCUCACACCAUCUCUGUUUUUUUUUUCUCUCUCUCUCUCUCUCUCUCUCUCUCUCUCUCUCUCUCUCUCUCUCUCUCUCUCUCUCUCUCUCUCUCUCUCUCUCUCUCUCUCUCCCCUUUCUCUCUCUCUCUGUCUCUCUCUCUUUCUCUGCUCUCUCUUACCUUCUUACCUGCUUCCUCUCCCCCCUUUCCCCCAACCACCCUGUUCAUCCCUCUCUACCAAACCCUACCCCUCUAUCUCGGGGCAGAGAGAGAGAGAGCAGUCAUGGAGUCGGCCAUUCAGACGGUAGUGGGUGUCUUCCUGAAGUCAGCCAAGGGGAAGGAGAGUUUGGGAGGGAAUGACUUCCAGAAGCUGGUGAAGAGCCAGCUCCACAACAUCAUGAUGGUCAGUCAGACAGCAGCCUCCACACUCACCAUGGCUGAUGUCACUCAAAUGAAGUUAUAAACCAGCCAUAAACACUACACCUUUUUGAACUCUUUGAUUGAGCUAUAGUUGUUAAGAUUAAGAUCACUUUAAUUGUCAAUUGUACACAAGGUCCAACCGAAAUUUGACUUCUGCUUUAUCCCAACCCCUCCGAAAGACACACAUACAGUGGGGUUCGAAAUUAUUGACACCCUUGAUAAAGAUGAGAAAUAAUGCCUGUAUAAAAUAAAUAAUAAAAUACUGAGCUAUAUUGUCUGCUCAAAAAAAUGGGAUGUAAAUUUUUCUGACCUCUACCUUUUUGAGAUUUGUUUGUAUUACUUGUUAAACAAAAUCUCUUUCUCUGAGCAAUUUAAUUAGUAUAAAAUAAUAUAAUUUCCCCAUUUUAUGAAGCAUACAGUAUUUUAAUAAUUUAUUUUAUACAGUCAUUGUUGCUCAUAUGUAUCAAGGGUGUCAAUAAUUUCAAACCCCACUGUACAUAUACAGGUUGGAGUAGGGUGCUGCCACACUGGGCGCCCUGUAGCAGUUGUUGUAGGAGGUUAAGUACCUUGCUCAAGGGCACAAUGGCAGGCAACGGUGUUUAGGAUUUAAUACCAGCAACCCUCUGGGUUGCAAGCUCACUUCCCACCAUAUUUUUCCCGUCAGACCUGGGAUUCAAACUGGCAACCCUCUAACCGCUAGACUGCCUGCUGCACUAGUAAGAUAAUGAAGGCUUCUCGGUAAUGGCUAGUGUUUGGAAUAGGAGACACUACAGACUAACAUAUAAAAUAGGGUGGGUUGCACCAACAUGGAUUAACUCUUAAACUUGGUUAAAUCAAGGUCUAUCUAUUAAUCAUGCUGCACAAAACAGUACUGUACCUUGUGAUGCAAGGGGUCAGUUACUACUGAGGUCACCUCUGCUGUCUUCACCUUUGAGUCACGUCUGCCCAUCUCUGUAUCUACUCUGUACCCAGGACACAGACAGCUCCGAGGCAGUGAAGAAAAUGCAACAGGGCCUGGACGCCAACCAGGACGGUAAAGUCAACUUUGAGGAGUACAUGAAGCUGGUGGGCUACCUAGCAACCUCCCUGAGUGUGCAAUGCACCGCUGCCGUGGAGACGCCAGCCGAGAGUGCGGCCGCCACAACGGAGACCAAGAGUGCACCAGCAGCAGCAGAGGUAAAGGAAGAGAAGGCAGAAGCGGAGGCACAGCCAGAGGAGGCACAGGCAGAGCCAGAGGCAGCCACAGCUGUAGAGGCACCAGCAGAGGCAGCCACAGAAGCAGCCGUAGAGAAAGAGAAGGUUGAAGAGGCAGAAAAGGUGGAAAAGGUGGAGGAUCCAGCACCAGCAGCAACCGAGGAGGAGAAGACAGAGGAGGCCUCAUAGAAGUUUACCACUGGUCCUGUCCGGACAUUACAAUACACACCAACACCAAACUGGUACACACCUCACUACCCUAAUACACACUACAGUACACUAUACAACCCACCCUUCAAACAGAGUGCUAAUACCAUAAUAAUAAUAAUAAUAAUAAU